AAAAAAAAAACAGCCUAUGCUGGAAGGCUAAAUUCAUGACUCUGCAUAUAUUUAAUCUCUGUGCAACUGCUAACAUUGAUUUAGCAAGAGGGAAGAAGUGCAAUGUACUCCUGUAAGUGCUCUGUUACCCCUCACAAAAUGCUGACACUAAUACUGGGCACUAAGUUUUGAUUUCGAGUUAAAGACAAGGCCUAUUUUCAGGAUAAGUCCUAGAUAUUUGAUGGGUGGGGGUCCGAAAGCUAGCAGCCCUGCCGAUAAGUUGUUUUGAAGAAGCCUCUGCACUCUGGUGAGUGCUGUGACCAGGGGCGGAUUGGCCAUAGACUUUGCAGGGAAAUACAUCAAUGAAAAAGGCUGCUUAGCCGAAACGCGUCCUAGAAUAUGGGACAUAUUGUUACUUUGCAAUAAAUUCCUAAUGAGCAUAAAGUCACGUCUGCUGGGAUUCUUCACUUUAUUGAACGUGGAAUUGGUCCUGUCCCGUGCGGUGUGCAUCAAUCGAGUGCUGGACGAUUUAUCCUUAUACCUGACUGAAGGAACGUGCACCGCUGUCUCCAGAUGACUUCUGAUAUUUCAACAUUGAGCUUUGCAGAUGCCGAUGCUGAGAGGAUACUCUCCCAAGUGACAUCCACAUCAGAAUUUUUGAACAUCCCCACAAGCGAAUUCCAGAAGCGGCACUGGGAACGCGAACGAAGAAGACUCACCUCGUAUGAACUACAUGCGACUACCCUGGCAGAGUACUUUAAGGUCAAAAGGAUCCCAAGAGGCUUAAGGGUACAUUUACGCCCUACAUUUUUUCCUAACGAUCCUGAAAAUAGCAGAGACUUUGAGAAGAUUAUCAACAAAUGUUCAUAUGACCUUAUCUUACUAACAAUUAAUCGCAUACAUACGGCGGUGACUGAAUUGCAGACACAGAUCUCAGUAACUGAACAACAGCUGAGAGAUUCUUUAACCUCUGAAGAAUUCGGUAAAUUGAAGGAGUCCGUGGAUACUUAUAUUUCUACCUACAGGAGAGAAACGGAGGAAAAGAAAAGGUCCAAGUUCCUGCGUGAUAGUGAAGACUAUCAUCUAAACCGGGUAUACAAAUGGCAAGAUCCCUCAUGGCAUCAGAAGCCGGGUUACAGAAGGCCUCCAAGACCUGGAUCCUUUACUUCCAGCUCCGGAAGCGAAUCCACGGGACUGCAAGAUACCCAUUCUUUUUUACGGAGAGGCAGUCGGCGUCCACGAGGAGGAGGAAGCGCGCGGGGCGCAAACACCACAGACACCACAGCAAUGCCGGGACCGAGCCAAGUGAUUCAAACCCGUUCUCAGACAUCUACCACCCAAUGAAGGAUUUCUCUGCUGAGAUGGUAUUUAUAAUAUAUGUUCUGAUACAAUUCUUGUGCUGCUAUCUGAUUAUGGAUAUUCUAUGUUACUUUGAGUGUACCACCCCUAUCUGGGCGUCUGACGUCACGGGGAGGUUCCCUAUCCUCAUGCAUCGAUGUGUGUUUAUAUACCUGUGCUUUGUAAUGGACACUUACCUGUUGAAAAAGGCUGCUUAGCCGAAACGCGUCCUAGAAUAUGGGACAUAGUUACUUUGCAAUAAAUUCCUAAUGAGCAUAAAGUCACGUCUGCUGGGAUUCUUCACUUUAUUGAACGUGGAAUGGCUCCUGUCCCGUGCGGCGUGCAACAAGCGAGUGCUGGCCGAUUUAUCCUUACAUCAAUAUAUUGAGGCCCCAAGGAUCCGUUUUAUGGAUGCACUGGGAACUGUCCCGAUCUAUACGGCAGAUGGAUACAAAAGACGCAGUGUGAAAAGAGCCUUACAGCUGCAGUACUCGUGGCUCCUGGUGGGUACCGUACAGAGGUUAUCAGGACGUCAUGCAUUGCUCAUGGCGGUGUUUACCGGAAUCAGAGCAGUAAAACAAAGGUUUACUUUGGAUGAACCUGAGGUGACGCUAAACUUACAUUGACCCAUGAGCGUGAGUCACUCUGAUGGCAAAUGGUAUGUCCAAUCUUUCAUUUAUAAUGGUGCGCUGGAAAAAUACCACUGCAGUUUUUUAUGCCGUUUUUGAGCCAAAGCCAGAAGUGGAUCCAAUAGGAGGAAGAAGUAGAAGUUCUUCCAUUAUAUUUUGAAUCCAGUUCUGGUUUUGACUCCAAAAAAACAGUAUUAAAAAUUGUGGUGAUGUUACAAACGUAAAUGGCUGUUGUUUAAAGGGUUUGUCGUCCAUCUCAACAUUUAUGGCACAUCACUAGUAUAGACCACAAAUGUUGGGGGCGGGUCUUACCUCUGCUCCUGUCUCCAGGGAGGGGCCUCCAGAGUGAAAAGAGAAAAGCUGCACAUGCGCAGCAUCCUUUCCAUUCACUGCUAUGGGACUGCUGGGAAUAGGUGAACUACAGUGGUGAAAGGAGAGGUGGCGUCUGCUCGUCUUCACCUCAGGGGUCCUGCUCUGGGGAUAGGAGUGGGUCCCAGAGGUGAGACCUGCACUUAUCUGACAUUUAUGGCAUGUCUUUGAAGUAUACCCUAAAUCUU
This is a messenger RNA of Bufo gargarizans (Asiatic toad), 2503 nucleotides long. RefSeq lists its product as uncharacterized. The record is from RefSeq and is a predicted model, not a curated record. The coding region runs from base 553 to 1323 and encodes 256 amino acids. The transcript is spliced from 2 exons. Lineage: Eukaryota; Metazoa; Chordata; Amphibia; Anura; Bufonidae.